Molecule: messenger RNA, 1482 nt
Organism: Tinamus guttatus (white-throated tinamou)
Lineage: Eukaryota; Metazoa; Chordata; Aves; Tinamiformes; Tinamidae
Gene: UEVLD
Product: UEV and lactate/malate dehyrogenase domains
Biological process (GO): lactate metabolic process; protein transport; protein modification process
Molecular function (GO): L-lactate dehydrogenase (NAD+) activity
Source: RefSeq, a predicted model, not a curated record
AUGGCGCUGAGCGAGGAGGCGCUGAGGCAGCAGCUGGGCAAGUAUAAGUUCAGAGACCUGACCAUAGAAGAACUAAAAAAUGUUAACAAGACCUACCCGAACUUUGUAUUCUCCAUGAACACAUACACCUUCAAAGAUGGGUCCCAGAAAGACCUCCUGAAUUUUAGUGGCACCAUUCCCGUGAAGUAUGGUAACUCAUAUAACAUACCUAUUUGUUUGUGGAUUAUGGAUUCACAUCCCUUUGCUCCCCCCAUUUGCUUCUUGAAGCCAACUGCGAAUAUGGGGAUUUCAGUGGGAAAACACGUUGAUGCUCGUGGCAGGAUUUAUUUGCCCUACCUGCAACGCUGGAGCCAUCCUCAAUCAACUGUUAUUGGAUUAAUCAAGGAAAUGAUUGCAAAAUUCGAGGAAGAGCUCCCUUUAUAUUCGCUGUCCUCAUCUGAUGCAGCCAGGCAAUCCGAACUCCUUUCUUACAUUGCGAAGAUUACAGAAGGAGAGACUGACACGAAAGCAAAGGGCAAAAUUGGUGGAGACAAAGAUAGAUGUUUUAACAAAAUCACUGUGAUUGGAGCUGGAGAUCUUGGCAUGGCCUGUGUACUAGCAAUCACAGCAAAGGGUGCUGCAGACAGGGUGGUUCUUUUGGAUCUUUCUGAAGGUGCAACAAAAGGAGGAACCAUGGACUUGGAGAUAUUUUCUCUGCCAAAUGUAGAGAUUAGCAAAGAUUUUUCUACUUCAGCUAAUUCAAAAGUUGUCGUACUUACAGUUAACUCUCUGGGUAAUGCUCAGACUUACCUUGAUGUCAUACAAAGCAAUGUGGAGCUGUUCAGAGGAAUUAUCCCAGCAAUUUCACACUACAGUCAGAACAGUGUUCUCCUUGUUGCUUCUCAUCCUGUUGAAAUAAUGACGUAUGUGUCAUGGAAGCUGAGCGCAUUUCCCAAAAGCAGAGUUGUUGGAAUAGGGGGCAAUCUGGAUACUAAGAGAUUUCAGUAUAUUCUUGCAAACCUUUUGAAAACUGAGGUGCUUGGAAAAGAUGCUUGGAUUGUGGGUGAACAAGGGGAAGAAAAAGUGCCUUCAUGGACCAAUUGUAAUUUGGUUGCCCACCAAAUUGAAACAGCAGCUGCAUGUAACUCAAGGGAAAAGGUGGCUAACAGAGCUUUGGAAGUUCUAAAGGGAAAAGGGCAGAGAUCUUGGUCUGUUGGCCUCUCGGUUGCUGAUUUGACUGACAGUAUACUGAAAGAUAAAAGAAAGGUUCAUUCUGUAUCCACCCUAGCAAAGGGAUGCUAUAAUAUAAACAGUGAAGUAUUUUUAAGUCUGCCUUGUAUUCUGGGAACUGAUGGAGUAAUUGAAAUGAUGAAACUAGAGGAAGAUCCCGUAAUGCUAGAGAAACUGCAGAGCAGCGCAGCAUCAAUUCAUGACCUUCAGCAACAACUGAAACUGUAAGCACACGGGAGGUUAUGGUGCCUCUCAGAAGUUUGGAGGUUCGCU